Messenger RNA from Zootoca vivipara (common lizard), 1723 nucleotides. Its product is annotated as cytochrome P450 2J5. Gene Ontology annotation, cellular component: cytoplasm; intracellular membrane-bounded organelle. Gene Ontology annotation, molecular function: oxidoreductase activity, acting on paired donors, with incorporation or reduction of molecular oxygen, reduced flavin or flavoprotein as one donor, and incorporation of one atom of oxygen; iron ion binding; heme binding. Gene Ontology annotation, biological process: xenobiotic metabolic process. Lineage: Eukaryota; Metazoa; Chordata; Lepidosauria; Squamata; Lacertidae. The record is from RefSeq and is a predicted model, not a curated record.
AGAAGGAGCACCCUACACAGCCAGAAGUGCUAGACGGAGACAAGUGCCAGAGUGAGAGAGAGAAGGCAGGGAAAUGUUGGGCAUACGAUUAUUUUUGAUCGCUCUGCUGGUGGGUCUUUUGAUUCUGUACUUCCUGAAACAGCUCUGGUGGUCACGCAGACGCUUCCCUCCAGGGCCCCUUCCACUUCCUGCCAUUGGAAGCAUGUGGCGGGCUGCGAUCAGGCUCUAUCAAGAGACAUUCACUAAGCGGACAAAACAAAAUGGAAACACGGAGCAACCCGUGAUGCCUUUCCUUAGAGCUGUAACAAAUGAAAAGGAUCUUGUAUUUUCCAAUGGACACAUCUGGAAGCUGCAGAGGCAGAUUGGGCAGUCUGUUAUGAAGAAGCUGGCAAUGAGGAAGCAAGGGUUGGAGCACUAUAUAAAAGAGGAGGCCCAUCAGCUUGUGGAUUCCUUUGCACAUGUAAAAGGGCAGCCACUUGACCCUUUGUUGCCUAUCACUAAUUCAGUGUGCAAUGUGGUAUGCGCUAUGGCUUUUGGACAUCGGUAUUCUGCUGAAGACGAAAAUUUCCAGAAGCUCACUGAAGCUAUUGAUCUUGCCUUAAAAUGUGGAGGUAGCUUCAUUUAUGCUCUCCAUGAAAUGUUCCCUUGGGUCCUUAAGCGUCUUCCAGGGCCACACAAGAAGGCCCUGUCCUCUAGGGAGCUUGUGCAUUUAUUGGCAAAGGAGGAGAUGAAGAAGCAUAAAGAACAUCAUCUUCUACGUGAGCCACAGGAUUUCACUGAUUUCUAUCUACUUCAAAUGGAGAAAAGCCAGGGCGACCCCAACUCUGUCUAUAAUGAAGAGAACCUGGCCCAGUGUAUACUUGACCUCUUUAUAGCAGGGGCAGAGACGACUGCUACUACUCUGCAGUGGGCCCUUCUCCUCAUGGCAACUCAUCCAGAUAUCCAAGAGAAAGUCCACAAGGAGGUGGAAGAUGUUUUGGGUUCCUCUCGGUCAGUCUGCUAUCAAGAUUGGAAGAAAAUGCCAUUCACCAGUGCUGUGAUUCACGAGAUCCAACGCUUAAAAUAUGCCUUCUUAUUCAGAAUCAUCAGACAAUGUGCAAAGGAUGUGAACGUCUUUGGAUUUCUCAUGCCCAGGGGAACUUUUAUUAACCCAGAUCUAAAUUCUGCUGUUCUUGAUAAUAAGCAAUGGAAGACCCCUGAAGAAUUCAACCCAAAUCAUUUUUUGGACAAGGAUGGGAAUUUUGUGGCCAGGGGAGAAUUUCUGCUAUUUGGUUCAGGGGAUUCUGUGUGCUUAGAGGAGCAGCUUGCAAGAAUUGAGCUCUUCAUUUUCUUCAGCAAUUUGCUGAGGGUGUUCAUCUUCCAGUUGCCAAGUGGUGUGAAAAAAUCCAGUGAACAGCACAAAGUGGGACUGACAACCUAUCCCCAUUCUUAUAAACUCGUUGCCAUUCCUCGCAGCAGGGCAUCGUAAACUAUCAACACAGUUUGAGCAGCCUAUUUAUUUAUUACCAUAAAUUUCUCGGUUCUGCUCUGAGGUGGAACUUCUAUCCAAAGUUGCAUUAGACCUACGAUACAAUACAUUGCUAAAUCAAUCCCUGUUGCCUAAAACAGUUCUUCUUCUUUGCUUGUUGUUCAUACACAAGUAUUCAGGACAGAUGUUUAAAACCAGAUGUUUAUCAGUUUGUGCUUUUCAAAGAACACAAUGAAUGCUUAUUUAUUGAAUAAA